AUAGUCUGAAGAAAUUAGUUCAAUGUCCGGUGGGGUAUUCCAAUUUUGUGUCAGCAUUUAAAAUUGUUAUUUACGUCGCACAAAAUAACAAUGGCCGAUUCUGCCGUAUUCGACAUCGAAAUCCAAGACAGCAAUGAACAUGGCCAAAGGUUAUAUGAAGACGAAGUGGUUGAAAUUGGAGAAGAAGUCAUUGAGGGGGAACUCACCGAAUUGGACAUGAUAAGCAUGGAUGAUGCUGUUGAAACCUACAACAUCGAUGAAAACCUAGUUAACCAAGGGCAAGCAAAGUGCAAUCCACAAGAUUUUGAACUAUUGAAAUUAUUAGGAAAAGGAGGUUAUGGUAAAGUGUUUCAAGUUCGCAAAUUAAGCGGAGCGGACCAAGGGUCAAUAUUCGCCAUGAAAGUACUAAAAAAAGCCAGCAUUGUAAGAAACCAAAAGGACACUGAUCACACGAAAGCAGAAAGAAAUAUAUUAGAAGCCGUUAAGCAUCCGUUUAUCGUGGAUCUUAUUUAUGCCUUUCAAACCGGAGGAAAACUAUAUUUAAUAUUAGAAUAUCUUGCCGGUGGGGAGCUAUUCAUGCAGUUGGAAAGGGAAGGAAUAUUUUCUGAAGAAACAGCAUGUUUUUAUCUGGCCGAGAUAGUUCUUGCAAUAGAGCAUUUACACUCCUUAGGUAUUAUAUAUAGAGACUUAAAGCCAGAAAACAUAUUAUUAGAUUCAGAAGGACAUAUCAAAUUGACUGACUUUGGAUUAUGUAAAGAGUCAAUCGAUGAUGAUAGCGUUACACAUACAUUUUGUGGCACAAUUGAGUAUAUGGCUCCAGAAAUCCUUAGACGAUCGGGUCAUAAUAAAGCUGUGGAUUGGUGGAGUUUGGGAGCCCUUAUGUACGAUAUGCUUACAGGCGCCCCUCCAUUUACUGCUGAAAAUAGAAAAAAAACAAUGGAAAAGAUACUAAAAGGGACUCCAAAUUACCCACCGUACUUGACAAGAUAUAGCCAAAGACUAUUAAAGGGUUUAUUAAGGAAACAUGUUUCUGAAAGACUAGGAUCCAAAGCCGACGAUGCUGAACCAAUCAAACGACACGAAUUUUUUCAACACUACAUAAAAAAUUGGGACGAUGUUAUACAGAGGAAACUCGAACCACCCUAUAAGCCUAUAAUUAAAUCGGAGGAGGACGUCAGCCAGUUUGAUACAAAGUUUACUAAGCAAACACCUUACGAUUCACCAGAUGAGGGAUUUCAUUUAAGCAGUAGCGCUGCAUUAGUAUUUCAAGGAUUUACAUAUAUAGCACCUUCGGUGUUUGAGGAGAUGCGAGGACCGUGGAAAACACCUAAAGAUCCUCGCUCACCUAGAAAAUUUGAUCCUCAAAGCCAACUUAAUAUGAAUCCUAAUGGAGUUAAUAUGCAAUGUAGUGAAGAAGAUAUGGACUGUACGAUGACCAGCCCAAAUGGUCAAGCGGCCCCUGCUCCAUCUCCCAUUAACUCAACGACUAGCCAUCCAGAACACAGGUCUCCCGCUAUUGCUACUAAACGUAGAAGUGCAGCUCAUGCUUUGCACCAUCUCAUAUGUUAUGAUUGA
Molecule: messenger RNA, 1575 nt
Organism: Dimorphilus gyrociliatus
Lineage: Eukaryota; Metazoa; Annelida; Polychaeta; Dinophilidae
Source: the annotation of a GenBank genome assembly